UAAAAUCAGGCCACGCGCAGAAGGCUGCGCGGCCUUCCUAGUGGAGGAACGAGCCGCAGGCGACGAGCGGCGGCGAGCCGGCGGCGCCGGUGCGAAGAGGCGACGAACGGCGGCCGGUGGUGAGGGCGAGCAGGAGGAGUCUUUGGUGCGCUCAGCGGAGGCACGGGGCGAAGAGGCUCCUCCGCUCACCGCCGCCUCCACCGCCAUUCCGGUAAUCAGGAAGCAGUUGGAGGCCAAGAUGUCGGGCGCUGGUUUUCUCGAGUUGAAGCUUCACUAUGCAGAUCCGAAGACGAUAGAUCUCGUCGUCGGGGAUGCCGUCAGCUCGGAGGUUAUCUCCGCCGGGGGCUACCUCUGGAAGAUUAACUGCUACCCGCGUGGAUACCGGGAGGAGGACAGGGGCCAGUACGUCUCUAUGUACCUCGAGCUCAUCAGCGAUUCCAUAGCCGUCAAGACCAUCUGUCAAGUUUUUCUGCAGGGGAGGGGUGGUGAACCAUCCUUCUCCCAUGAAAAGAAGCUAGUGAAGGUUUACUCUGACUCUGAAGACUCCAACUGCUGGGGUUGGAAUCAGUUCCUGAAGCGAAGCGUUCUGGAGUCAACCUACCUCUCCAACGGAUGGGUCACGUUUCUGUGUAGUAUCAUAGUUCUUGGUGAUGAAACCAUUAUCGUGCCACCUUCCAACAUAGGGAGUGAUCUGAGCCUCCUGCUUGACAGAAAAGUCGGUACCGAUGUUUCGUUCAUCGUUAAAGGGGAGACAAUCCAGGCUCACCGUGCUAUUCUCGCUGCUCGCUCACAAGUGUUUCAAGCCGAGCUCUUUGGUUCCAUGGCAGAUUCCAAAUCGGCGUCCAUCACGCUGCAAGACAUUGAGCCUGCAACCUUUAAAGCUAUGCUUGGGUUCAUGUACACAGAUGAGUUGCCUGAAGAUGAUGAGUUUGGGGACGCGUUCAUUGAGAUCAUGCAGCAUCUGCUUGCUGCGGCUGAUCGAUAUGCAAUUGAUCGACUGAAGUUUAUCUGUGCUCGUAAGCUGUGGGAUAACAUCUCUGAAGAUACAUUUGCUCAAAUUUUAGUUUGCGCUGAGACUUACAACUGCCCAGUGUUGAAGAGCAGGUGUUUUGACUACUUUGCAACGGACAACAACCUGAAAAAUAUAAUUUUCACGGAUGGUUUCCUGUGGCUGUUACAGGAAUUUCGACCGCUUGCUGCUGAGCUGAAGGCGAGGGUUGGGAUGUAACAUCCUUAAAGAAUCAUGUAGUGGCGUUGAACCAUAGUGUCAGUGUGUAAUAUUGGAAAGCUGGCGAGUGUUAUCUAGUAGCCGUAUUAUGCUCGACUGUGGCUUAAGCUUCCAAGAUGUUGACUUCUGCCAUUAUUAUAGACUGACUAAUGCAGCCUUAGGUUCCUCAAUGCUGUAGGAUAUAUAUUAAGUAUGUUAGAAUAUCAACUGCUUAUGGUAUCAAAUUUCUGCAUCUUUACACUC
Molecule: messenger RNA, 1471 nt
Organism: Panicum virgatum (switchgrass)
Lineage: Eukaryota; Viridiplantae; Streptophyta; Magnoliopsida; Poales; Poaceae
Product: BTB/POZ and MATH domain-containing protein 1-like
Exons: 2
Coding region: 239-1228 (329 amino acids)
Biological process (GO): protein ubiquitination
Molecular function (GO): protein binding
Source: RefSeq, a predicted model, not a curated record